Messenger RNA from Physcomitrium patens, 1570 nucleotides. RefSeq lists its product as uncharacterized. Gene Ontology annotation, biological process: protein modification process. The record is from RefSeq and is a predicted model, not a curated record. Lineage: Eukaryota; Viridiplantae; Streptophyta; Bryopsida; Funariales; Funariaceae.
GAUGUUUUCUUUUCUUCUCAUCCCUGACCACAGCAGGGAAAACCCUAAAAUCCCAACCUUGGAUAUCAUGCUCGGCGAAGACGGAAUUCACGGAAGAGGACUUCUCCGAAGUAAAUUCACGUAUCGUUAAGAAUUGGAUUUUACUCUGUCGAAGCAUUUCGCUCGGCAAGGCAUUUUGCCCUUGUUCACACCUAAGUCCACAGCUGUGAGAUGCGAUCAGGAUCGAAAUUGCUGGGAAAACGGACGCCAAACGGCAAUGUUUGCUCUCAAUGUGCGUGCAGCGAGCACAAUCCCCGCAAGGGCGAAGAACUUCACGGAGUCUGUGAUGUUGUUCGAUUUAAGUUUUCUUCUUUGGGUUUACCCAGCUGUGCUUCUUUAGGUCGAGGUUUUUUUAUUGCGGGGUUUUGGGGUUUGGGUGUUUCGUCGUGUGGGGAGCGGGAGGAGAAGAGAGUACAGUAGAGUUUGAGUAGAGCUGGAGACGUGGAGAGAUGGCGAGACGACCUCCGAUGCACUUACUACGCCUCCAGGGAUUUUCUAUCUUUCAUCAGUUGAAGCUGGAGGAGCGGCUUCUGCGGACCACGUCGCAAAAUUGGUGUCUUAUCAAUGAGGGUACCAGCCCCCCAGCAAUCGUUAUGGGCAUCUCAGGGAAGCCGGAGCAGUUGCUGGAUGUGAAGGCUGUGAUUCGAGAUGGUAUAUCCGUAAUUCGUCGAUUCAGUGGUGGAGGCACGGUCAUAGUGGACGAAAAUACAGUCUUUGUAACUCUGAUCUGUGGGGGUGAUUCAGUUCCUAUUCCGAAGUUGUAUCCUCGGCCCAUCAUGGAUUGGACUGAGGAGCUUUACGUCCCUGCUUUUCGAUCAAUUCCAGGUUUCCAGCUUCGAGAGCACGAUUAUGUGUUUGGUGAUAGGAAGUUCGGCGGCAACGCUCAGUCUAUCACUAGGGGCCGAUUUCUUCACCACACAUCCUUCUUGUGGGAUUACCAAGAUGCUCGAAUGGCGUAUUUGCGGCACCCGGAUAGGGCUCCUGCAUAUCGUGUGAAUCGGCAACAUUCGGAUUUCAUUUGCCGCUUGAAGGACCACCUCCCUUCACGUGAGGUUUUCGUGGAUUCUAUUGUUCAUGCAUUCGACCAUCAGUUUUCACUCGAAGAAACCGACCUGGAUGCAAUUCAAAAAACACUGACAGAUGUGCCUCAUCUGAACAGUACCUAUGUUUUGUCCACUUGCCAACUUGAAGAAUCAUUAACACAGAAGCAAUAAAUUUUGUUUCUGAUCACAUCAUAGAAUCUAUCAUCUUUCUUCAGUUUUUGUUUCGACUCUCGGAACUGGUUGUCUGUUUAGUAGAAAUCAAGGUUAUUUGCAGUUUGAGGUCACUUAAUGCUGUAGGUACUGGUACAUGCUUCUGAUCUACGACAUUCGAGUAUUCUGAUUGGAUUGUGUUGCCAUAUUGUUCUCUAGUUCUGAGGUUUAAUAAAUUGGGCAACUCAUGCUAAGGAAGAUAUCAGCUUUAUGUAAUAGGAUAACGGAUUUCAGACUUCCUUGAGAAGUUUUAGAUAAAUUUAUAGCUGUUUCAUAUA